AUGCCAGACAUUGAUGGUUCAUUAUCAUUGAAUGUUGCAUCAUCACCUGGUGGUGCGAAUAAUGGUCAUUCAGGUGUAGUCAUGGAUGAUAGUACAACUGCCAAAGCAGCAAGCAGUCAUCAUAAUCAUCUACAACUUCAUCUUCAACAUCAACAUCAACUAUCAAACUCAAGUAACAACAAUGAGAAGAGUUCAAAGUAUAGAAGAUUGGACAAGUUGUUGGGGCAGACCAAUGUUGACUUGGACACAUUGAAGAAGUAUGGAUGGCGAGGUGUACCAGACUGCAAGAGACCCAUGGUAUGGAAGAUACUCUUGGGAUACAUUCCAUCAAAUGGUGGACGACGCGAAGAUAUCCUCGAGCGAAAGCGUAAAGAAUACCGCGACUGCCUGCCCCAAUAUCAUCAAUCAGAAGAAAAACGAACCGAUCCAGACAGGAGGACUUUGAAGCAAAUUCAAAUGGACGUGCCUCGAACGAACCCUGUCGUGUCAUUGUUCCAACAGCCACCUAUCCAGGAGAUGUUGGAGCGCAUACUUUACAUCUGGGGCAUUAGACAUCCAGCGACGGGAUAUGUCCAGGGCAUCAAUGACCUGGCGACACCAUUCAUCUAUGUAUUCCUGUCAGAGUACAUAGUGGACAUGGACAGCUGUAACACCGAGCAGGUGGACUCGAGCAUACUGGCCAAGGUCGAAGCCGACAGCUACUGGUGUCUGACCAAGCUGCUGGACGGCAUCCAAGACCACUACACAUUCGCGCAGCCUGGCAUCCAGCGCAUGAUCGCCCAGCUCAAGGGCCUGCUCGAGACGGUCAACCCGGCGCUGUGCGAGCACCUGGCCUCGCAGGAUGCCCAGUUCAUUCAGUUUGCAUUCCGCUGGAUGAACUGUCUGUUGAUGCGCGAGGUGCCCUUCCAGCUGGUGAUACGCAUGUGGGACACGUACCUGUGUGAGCGCGAAGGCUUCUCAGUGUUCCACGUGUAUGUAUGUGCGGCCUUCUUGAUACAAUGGGCCGAUCAGCUCAUUGGCAAAGAGUUCCCCGACAUCAUGAUCUUCCUACAGCGUCCGCCCACACAACAAUGGCAAGAACGAGACAUUGAAGACCUAUUCUCCACAGCGCAUCUCUAUCGAGAACUCUAUCACAAUGCUCAAAGUCAUCUAAAGUCACCUACUCCCAUCAAUCUCAGGAGAUAA
Messenger RNA from Acytostelium subglobosum LB1, 1185 nucleotides. RefSeq lists its product as hypothetical. Lineage: Eukaryota; Evosea; Eumycetozoa; Acytosteliales; Acytosteliaceae. The coding region runs from base 1 to 1185 and encodes 394 amino acids. The record is from RefSeq and is a predicted model, not a curated record. Gene Ontology annotation, biological process: activation of GTPase activity. The transcript is spliced from 2 exons. Gene Ontology annotation, molecular function: GTPase activator activity.